Aureobasidium musti is the source of this 1422-nucleotide messenger RNA. NCBI's taxonomy places the organism in Eukaryota, Fungi, Ascomycota, Dothideomycetes, Dothideales, Saccotheciaceae. The record is from the annotation of a GenBank genome assembly.
AUGGAGCUCUCGAGAGACUCGCAUGCUCACGUUCCCGAAGCGAUGGAACUUGAUUCGCUUCCUGUGCCCGCAACAGAUCUGGUCACCAACGUCAAUACACACACUUAUGCCGAACACAGCGUAGACCACUCAAUCCACUCAGACGACGAGAAUGAUGAGGACGACUCGGAAGACUCAGACCUCGAUGUUCAGGACGACACGGACUCGAUCAACGUCAACAAUCUCGAAGCGACAGAACUGGAUCCGCGUCUUGCACCCACUUUCGAUCCACAAGAAACUAUGUCUGAUUCUGACGUCGAAGUCGCGGAGCCCGUUGAACUCGAUGGUGAUCUCAGCAAUGUGCCGAUGAUCCUCAAGUCGCAUGUUACGCAAAAAUUCAUUUCGUCAAAUUAUUCGCAAUCAACAAAAUCAAAGCCAGCAACAUCGAGGGAUGGCGAACUCGCAUCCAUCAUGGCAUCUAUGAGUCUGUCUCAGAAUGCCAAUAAUGAAGGACGCAACAUCGACAACACAUACCUGAAGAUCUUCCGCGAUUGUGUCGAAGAACUCAAAUUGCUCGAAAAAAAGGCAAACUCGAUUCGCCAAGUUGCAGGCAUCAUGAAAACCAUUACUGAGUCGACUGGUUAUCGCAUUCCUGACGGCAUAAACAAAGCACUUCUCAAUGACCUUGCAUGUAUCUUGAUUGCUACAACAUCGGACGCAUACUACAAGACUGCGCCACGCAAAAUCCCAGCCUCCAUCCCAGCCUCCAUCCCAGCCUCCACCCCAGUUCAACAACCCACACCAGCCUUGACAACCACAAGUCUUCACUGCAAAGUUAAGCCUCCUCGGCCUCUCAAGCGCUUUCGCAUCAACGUCAUCACACACCUGAGCCUCAUUGGAGGUAAACCCUCCAACUUCGAGACAUUCACAACUCCCGUAAAGACCACUCUCGCCAAUAUCAUGGACAAAGUCUCAAAAGCCCUUCGCAGAGGUCAAGCCUACUAUCCCCAUCGUUUGGGUUUCUUGACUGAUCGUCAGAGCAACAAUGAUGCCUGGCUCUAUCAGGCUGCAACGGACAUGGAAAUGCUUGAUCUGGACCGUGACUCCUGGCGAAUGGUGGACGAGACAAGCUAUAAAACACUCUCUUCUAUUGAGGGCAAGCAGAUUUUUCUGAUUCAUGAGUACCACCAAACAAUGCCCCAGCACAUUCAGGCAAAGCUCAGGGGCAGGCCCAGGCACUGGCAUACCUGGGCCCUGUUGGACUAUCUCACACCCUAUGGUCCCCCUGCCCCUGAGUUCCUGCCGUGCUCCAAAAGCACUGUCGUUGCGCCUGGAAGCAACGUGAUGACUGUUGUGUCGGGUGCCCACCGUAGGCCUCGCAAAGAGGGAAGGAAGGCCAAGGUGGAUGGCCUCAAGCUCGCUCACCAGCAAAAGCACAAGUAG